UGUGCCCUUUCAUUCCCCUUCUCGUUUCACCCGACAUCAUCCGUCUCAACGCCAAAAUGAACAAGACCGCUUUCGUUUUCGUCAUGUUUGUAGCCGCCGCCUCGGCCAUCUCACUGAGCCGCAAAGUGGACACACUCUCCGAGGCCACAGGAGUUGUGAACUUCCGCCGGUGCGGAGGUCUUGGGACCCCUCUCCAGCUCAGGAUCAGCGACUGUGUCGGAAACUGCAGCUUUGAGCCUGGCAAAAUCUACAAUUGCGAAGCUGACUUCAUGCCAAGUUCUGCAGCUCCAUCUCUCACCCUCCGGGUUGAAAUUUGCAUGACUUCAGGCCUGUGCAUGCAAAUCAUCAACGCCGAACUCCCAGGAUCCUCAGUCCAACCAGGCAUGAUCUACACUGCCCGUUACUCCCUCGUUCCCAACGAUAUCCUUUCAGGUCAAACUGUCGAAUUCAGGGGUCAAAUUGUUCACACCAACAACCAAAUCGUGGAGAUUUGUCUCGCCGCUGACGUGAUCAUUUUGAUUCCAGUAGGAUAAGAAGUUUACCAUAUUUUAGAUAGAUUACAAGUCGUGAAAUGUUUUUGAAACCAAAUGUGAAAAUAAAAUACAAAUUCAAAAUUCCGAUA
Molecule: messenger RNA, 622 nt
Organism: Folsomia candida
Lineage: Eukaryota; Metazoa; Arthropoda; Collembola; Entomobryomorpha; Isotomidae
Exons: 2
Coding region: 57-533 (158 amino acids)
Source: RefSeq, a predicted model, not a curated record